CUCAGAUAACAUGACUGAACUAGACACUUCUAAAGCCGAGCUUUCAGCACUACUACGUCCCGAUGAGACAAUAACCCCGGAUUCAGCGGAUUACCAACCGAACAUUCAGACAUGGGCGUCUCAGAAACAACUGAACCCUCGGCUUGUAAUUCGGCCCACCUCUGUCGAAUCUCUGAGUAAGGCAGUCGCCUACCUAUACUCCACGGGUCUCGACAUUGCGAUCUAUGGACGUGGUUUCAUGUCACCAUCCGCAAAGGAUGUCCUCAUCAAUACAACCGCCUUGAACGAUUUCCACUUCGACAAACACUCCGAGUUGGUGACCAUUGGCGCGGGUCAGACUUGGGCAGAGGUCUUUCGGAAACUGGGAGAAGUCGCACCAGAUUAUGGAGUCGUGGGAGCCCGCACCCCUUGUGUAGGGGUAGGAGGUACCAUUAUCAGCGGAGGCUUCUCGUGGCUCUCCGCUGAGCAUGGCUGUAUCUCCGACUCAGCCAACAUGCUGGAUGCCAGAGUCGUCAAGUAUGACGGCUCAGUUGUCUGGGCCUCUUCAGAACCCGAUCUAUUAUGGGCACUCCGUGGCGGCGGAGGUGGCUUUGGUGUGAUAGCUCAGGUUGUCCUCCGAGUCUUUCGAUACCCGCAGAAUAUCUGGGCUGGUCCGAUUCUGAUCCCCCGUGAGCAGCUCCAGGCGGCAGCAGAAGGUAUUGCGCAGUUCACCUCCAAACCGGUUGAUCCGAAGAUCACCAUGCUUCUAUAUGUUGUCAAGAAACGGCUGUUGGAAUCUAUUGGAACGGAUUCAGAUAUGCUGCUGGUUCAUGCGUUCGACGCCCAUGGUGAAGACCACGGCCGAGCUAGCUUCCAAUGGGCGCUGGACAUCCCCGGAGCGGUUGACCAGACGAAGAUAACCAAUUUGGCAGGUGUUGCUGAUUUACAAGACAAGGUGCAUACUGUCAAAGGUUCGAUGAAACAGUUUUGGUCACCUUUGAUGCUACGUGAAGUCACCAAGGAGACUAUAAUCAAUGCUAUAAAGUGGUCUGAGGACAUUCAACGCCUCGACCAGUCGCUCGGCGAUUGUACUUUUCUCAUCUUUGAGUUACUGAGCUCGCGCAACCCAGCGGGAUCAAUAACGAACUGUGCAUGGCCAAGGUCUACUGGAACGAAACAUGUUCUGGUCAUUGGCACCGGAUGUCCUUCUACCGCUGGGAAAGACAAAGAGUAUCUUGCGCGAGAUCUCGCCAUCCAUGCAGCCUCUAAAAUCCUAGGCGAAGAGGCCGAGAAGCAUUAUCUGCCGAAUGGUAUCGAGGAUUUCCAUGAUCCGAAGAAGAUCUGGGGACCCCAUUUCUCGCGGCUCCAGGGUUUGAGGAGACUGUACGACCCACGCAACAAAUUCAAAGGGGCUAUCAAUGCAUAAUCAUAAUGAAUCGGAAUGGAUGUUCUUUGCGGUUGUGCAUGACCCCGGCUAGCAUCACUUUGGGACAUAAGCUGAAGAGAGUGGUCGGAUUGAUCAAAUGAGGUCGUUGUACACUUUUCGGAGUAGAAUUACAUGCAAUGGAUUUACAUCAACCUGACCAGUAAGUCAUAUCAAGUGGCCUAGUACAAUAUAUUAGACAUAAUU
This is a messenger RNA of Aspergillus glaucus CBS 516.65, 1609 nucleotides long. Its product is annotated as FAD-binding oxidoreductase. Gene Ontology annotation, molecular function: FAD binding. NCBI's taxonomy places the organism in Eukaryota, Fungi, Ascomycota, Eurotiomycetes, Eurotiales, Aspergillaceae. Bases 11 to 1405 code for a protein of 464 amino acids. The record is from RefSeq and is a predicted model, not a curated record. The transcript is spliced from 6 exons.